AUGUCGAGUAUUGCUGGAAAACGACGUGUUCGUACCAUAACAGUCACUGCUAUUAAAAAUAUAUUUGAAAGGGCCAAUGAGUGUAUGACUAAUUUUAGCCAGGAUAGUAACUCUUUUGAGGAACUACCUAGUUUUAAAGAAGUUUUGAUCAAAAAAUACAAUAAAGUUAAAGCAAUUGAUGAUGAUUUGAUCAAUUUAAUUGAAGAUGAUGAGGACUUGUUAAACGAUGAAAAUUUAGCUAAUGAUAUUAACGAGUCGCAAUCUUGCAGUUUAAAAAGUUUUUCAAAUAAUAACAUUAAACUUCCACCUUUAAAAUUAAGUACAUUUAGUGGAAAGCCAGAGGAAUGGCAGACAUUUUAUGAAAAUUUUGAAUGUGCCAUCCAUAAUAAUAACGAUCUUUCCCCAAUACAAAAACUUAACUAUCUAAGAAAUUUACUUGACGGAAAAGCUUUAAAAACAAUUUCAGGCUUAGCAUUAACAAAUGACAACUAUCAUACAUCAUUGGAAUUACUUAAGGAAAUAUUUAAUGAUAAACAACUGUUAAUUUCGACACAUAUGAAGUCACUUCUAUCUCUAGAGAGAGUGCAAAGUAUUAACAACAUUUAUUUAUUAAGACGUAUUCAUGACAAUAUCGAAGCUCAAAUUAGAAGUUUAGAAAACUUAGGUAUAGAUUCAACUAUGUAUGGACCUUUAUUGAUUCCUAUUAUAAUGCAAAAAAUUCCAGAGGAGUUAAAUUUGAUUAUUGCUAGAAACUUCGAUUCCUGUGAUUAUUGGGAUAUAAAAUAUGUUUUAAAAUCUUUAAAAGCUGAAUUGCAAGCUAGGGAAAAAGCUCACUCAGGUAGAAAGUGUAAUUUUGAUCCUUCAACAGCAGAAGUAUUACAUUCUAGUGCUUCCUUUAAGCCACAAUAUGAAUUAAAAUGCAUUUUUUGUAGUAAAAGUCAUAAAAGUGAAAGUUGUAAAACUGUAAUAAAUAUAAGUUCAAGGAGAAGUAUUUUAAGAGAUAAAAGGCGUUGCUUUAAUUGCCUGAAAUCAGGUCAAAUGUCUAAAGAUUGUCGUUCCAGAAUAAGCUGUUAUGAGUGCUCAGGGAAGCAUCAUGUUUCUAUGUGUUUUAAAAAGUUUCUUUUGCAUACUGAUGAUAGUAAAGAAUCAAACAAUAAGUUAACGUCUGUUGCUACUACAGAAGCAUUGAAAUCUAAGAAUGUAUUGUUACAAACUGCUAUGGUUACAGUAAAAAAUAAAGAUAAGAAACUAAGAUGUCGCCUUUUAUUUGACAGUUGUUUUCAGCUAAGUUAUAUUUCCCCAUCAUUACGAAAGAAGCUCUUUCUGCCUACAUUAGGUAGAAAGCAAUUAAAUAUUAAAACUUUUGGCAAUCAGAGCCACACCCAGACCUUAGAGAUGGUUAAACUUUCUAUACUGACUUUGAAGAAUUCUUUAAUACCUAUAACUUGUUUUGUUAAGCCCAUAUGUGCUCCUCUUACUGGUCAGUAUAUAGAGGAGUCUGUCGAUUCCUUUGAACAUUUAAAAGGAAUCAGUUUAGCUGAUAUUAAUGUAGGUUGCAAAUCAUUAGAGGUAGAUGUACUUAUUGGAGCGGAUUAUUAUUGGUCAUUUUUUAAUGGCAAGGUAAUUCGCGCCAAUACAGGUCCUGUUACUUUACAAUCAUCAGUUGGUUAUAUAUUAAGCGGAAAUGUAAAUGCAUCAUCUGGAAAAGAUUGCUGUGUCUUUUCCACACAUACUUUAAAAGUUGAGACGGAAUUCAUUAAUGAAAUUCCCCAAUUUAAUGACAAUAUUAAAAAGUUUUGGGAAUUAGAAAAUUCAGGAGUAUAUACAGUUAAAUUACCAUUUAAAAAUAACCAUGCAUUAUUGAGCGAUUACUAUAGUUUAUGUAUAAAACGUCUGAAUGUAAUUCUUAAUAAAUUAAAAAAUGAUUCUGAGCUAUUAAUUGCAUACAAUAAGAUAAUUAUAGAGCAAUUAAAAUCAGGGGUAAUAGAGAAGGUAAAUAAUUAUUAUUUGAGUAUUGGUGAGGUGCAUUACUUGCCACAUUGCCCAGUAUGUCGUAAAGAUAAAACUACAACAAAAGUGAGAAUUGUUUUUGACGCAAGCUCCACUCUAUCAGGUCCAUCAUUAAAUGAUUGUAUAAAUGCUAGACCAAGUUUAGCUACAACUCUAUUUUAUAUAAUAUUACGUUUUCGUGCUAAUAAAUAUGCUUUUAUUGCAGACAUAGAGAAAGCAUUUUUGCAGAUUGCCCUUGAUAAAAAUGAUAGAAAUUAUUUGCGUCUAAUAUGGUUUGAUGAUAUUUAUAAUAUUAAUAAUAGUAAUUUGUUUUCAUCUGCAUUGGCUACUUAUCGUAUAUGUAGAGUGCCUUUUGGUGUUACUUCAUCUCCAUUUCUCCUCAAUGCCACAUUAAUAUAUCAUGCUGAGAGAUAUUGCCUUAAUGAUAAUAAUAUUUCCUCAAAGUUGUUGCAAUCCUUGCAUAUAGACGAUUUGAUUUCUAGUUGUGUUACCAUUUAA
Messenger RNA from Hydra vulgaris (swiftwater hydra), 2508 nucleotides. The record is from RefSeq and is a predicted model, not a curated record. Lineage: Eukaryota; Metazoa; Cnidaria; Hydrozoa; Anthoathecata; Hydridae.